UGGAGACGGAGCAAAGACAAAAAACAGCCUGCCUACCACCCCACGAGUGAUCAACCAACAGAAAUGGCAUGCUGGGAAGACAGACUGCAGGCCUGCGAACAGAAGAUUGCAGACCUGAUGGAAAAAGAGAAAACCAUCGUGGCAUUCAGUGCAGCGGCUGAAUACGGUGGAGCCUACGGACCCUUCAACAAAGAAACAGUUUUGGUCUACAAUAAACUGUUUGCAAACGUCGGUAAUGCCUACUGUAACUCUACAGGUGUGUUUGCUGCACCUGUUGCAGGUGUUUAUUGUUUUAUUUUCUCCUACCACGCUGGAGGACAUGAGAUAGCAAAGCUGACACUGAUCAAGAAUGGUGACUCGGUUGUAAUGACAUCCGAUCACAAAACCGGUGCUGACGGGGCUGAUAAUGGAGGAAAUGCAGCAGUCCUGGAGCUGAAGAGGGGGGACCAGGUGUAUGUUCGCAUGGCUGCGUGUUCUCAUGUUUGGGCAGCAGGCUGCCAUGUCACCUUCAGUGGUUUUCUGGUCAGUCAAAGCCCAGCAGAGCAUUGCAAUGUAUGUGAGAAUUGAGAGAAAUGAUUCUAAAAACCUGAGAUCAGCGAUGCAUCUUUACUGAAAUUAAAUUCAGGUUGAAGCAGGUGGUUGUUGCUGUCAUAUUACUGUGUUCAGCCAAAAUAAACCAACACAUGA
This is a messenger RNA of Lates calcarifer (barramundi perch), 687 nucleotides long. RefSeq names its product complement C1q tumor necrosis factor-related protein 3-like. The record is from RefSeq and is a predicted model, not a curated record. Bases 64 to 567 code for a protein of 167 amino acids. NCBI's taxonomy places the organism in Eukaryota, Metazoa, Chordata, Actinopteri, Centropomidae. The transcript is spliced from 3 exons. Gene Ontology annotation, molecular function: protein binding.